Zygosaccharomyces rouxii is the source of this 828-nucleotide messenger RNA. It is a transcript of the gene TDA4, whose product is annotated as Tda4p. Gene Ontology annotation, cellular component: membrane; endoplasmic reticulum. The transcript has a single exon. Gene Ontology annotation, biological process: lipid homeostasis. NCBI's taxonomy places the organism in Eukaryota, Fungi, Ascomycota, Saccharomycetes, Saccharomycetales, Saccharomycetaceae. The record is from RefSeq and is a predicted model, not a curated record. Bases 1 to 828 code for a protein of 275 amino acids.
AUGUUUGAAGUGACUACGGAGGAUCCACUAAUUGGUUGGUCCCUUUUCCCCCAAUCUGAUAACUUGUAUUUGAAGCAUUUACACGAAAUACUGGGUGCAUUGUUGUUUUACAUUGUUGUAUACCAAUGGGUAGCACCAUAUUUGAACCGUUUGAUAUUUGGUAAGCACUAUACCUCGAUUGAAGAUUCUAAGGUUAAGGUCAAUUUCGAUGUUCAUACCGUGUCUAACAUCCAGUGUAUUGUUACAUGGUAUGCUAUUGCACCUGUCAUCUUAACACCAUUAAGUCUCAAUGUGGUCACUUACCAAGACGACAGGUGUGCAAUGGCAACUGCGUUGACAGUGGGCUAUUUUCUUUGGGAUUUGGGAGUUUGUCUGCUACAUUACGAAUUGUACGGUGUGGAGUUCAUGGCCCAUUGUUUAAGUUCAUUAUACGUUGUGGGACUAACGUUAAAACCAUUCUGCCUUUCAUGGGCUGGUAAAUUUUUGUUAUUUGAGGCAAGUACACCAUUUGUUAACAACAAUUGGUUCAUUACGCAGUUGUCAAGAGGUGCUUCUAAACCACCGGUGCCAUUUUGGUUUAACGUUCUGAAUGGAUUGUUGUUAAUGGCAGUGUUCUUUAUCGUCAGAAUUUUAUGGGGAUUUGCGGCAAUUGUGCUGUUGGUACAGCAGAUGUGGAAAGUUAGAGAUCAACUACCCAUUUUCCAAACCUUUAUUCUGUUGUCCAUAAACAUGAUUCUCAACACUCUAAACGUUUUCUGGUUUAGUAAAAUGUACAAGAUCGCCAAGAAGAUGGCAAGGGGCUCUAAUAAAGUUACCAAGAGUCACUGA